AUGACCAAGGAUAUGAAUCGUACGACAACAACUACAGCACUCAAGGACAGAAGUUUUAAUAAGUGUGGCAGGAGGAACGGAGGCUGCACCCACCUGUGCCUGUCUCGCCCCAACGGGACAUCCUGCGCCUGUCCCACUGGAAUCCUGCUCAAAGGUGACAGCAAGUCGUGUGAGGACUCCCCGGAGUCCUACCUGAUUUUCUCCAACCGUGUCAGUGUGCGCAGGAUCUCCCUCGACACCAACGACCACACCGACGUACACGUGCCGGUGCCCGAGCUGCACAACGUAAUCUCACUGGAUUACGACAGCGUGGACGCAAAACUUUACUACACCGAUGUCACCCUGGAUGUUAUAAGGCGUGCAAACUUAGACGGCACCGGCAUGGAGACGGUUAUCAGUCAGGGUCUGAAGACCACAGAUGGGCUGGCUGUAGACUGGGUAUCCAGGAACAUGUACUGGACCGACACCGGGCGCAACACCAUCGAAGUGGCCCACCUGGACGGAACAAGCCGCAAAGUCCUGGUCAACAACAGUUUGGAUGAACCGCGAGCCAUCGCAGUGUUCCCGAGCAAAGGGUACCUGUUCUGGACUGACUGGGGUCACAUUGCAAAGAUUGAGCGAUCCCACCUGGACGGCUCUGACAGAAAGGUUCUGAUCAACACUGACCUCGGCUGGCCCAACGGACUCACACUGGACUACGACACACGAAGGAUCUUCUGGGUGGACGCCCACUUGGACAGGAUCGAGAGUUCGGACCUGAACGGGAAGCUGCGGCAGGUCCUCGUCAGCCCGGUGUCCCACCCGUUUGCCCUCACGCAGUUGAAGCCGGUGUCCUCCCCUCUAACUCCUUUCUCCCGACUCUCGCAGCAAGACCGCUGGAUCUACUGGACGGACUGGCAGACUAAGUCCAUCCAGCGGGUGGACAAACACACAGGCCGCAACAAGGAAACUGUGCUGAACAAUGUGGAGGGCCUCAUGGACAUUAUAGUGGUAUCACCUCACAGACAGACAGGUACUAAUCUCUGUGGAGUAAAUAAUGGCGGCUGCACUCACCUCUGCUUCGCCAAGACCAACAGUUUUGUGUGCGCCUGCCCCGAUGAGCCAGACGGGCGACCCUGCUCCACCAUUUCAGGUUACGUCCCCACCGCUCCGGCCAGAGGAACAAGCAGCACUCCUGUCCCCAACAAGAUCCCCAAAUCUACAACCGACGUUCCACAUGGAGGAGCCUCAGCGGUCAACUGCACUGACAAGAACCUAAACGUAGAGGGGUGUGUGAACAGCGUGGUGACGGCUCCUCACGGAGAAGGACUUCAUAUCAGCUAUGUGAUUGGUGGAGUUCUGACCAUCCUGGCUAUUUUGAUCCUCAUCGCUGCUUUGAUUAUUUACAGACAUAAAAAGUCGAAGUUUGCCGACCCGGGAGUGAGCAACUUGACCUACAGUAACCCCUCGUAUCGGACAUCGACACAAGAGGUCAAGAUUGAGGCGUCGCAAAAGCCUCCGAUAUACAACCAGCUGCGAUAUAAGAAAGAGGGGGGAGUGGACGGAGGCUACACCAAGGAGAAGAUCCGCAUAGUGGAGGGCGUGUGUCUCCUGUCCAAUGAGGAGCUUUACUGGGACGACCUAAAACAGAUCAAGCCGUCCCGAGGCGGCCUGCACACCUGCAUGCGCACCGACACCGUGUCCCUGCAGGCCAGCAGCGCCUCGCUAGACGACGGCGAAACGGAGCAGCUCCUCCAGGAGGAAGCGUCCGAAUGCUCCUCCAUAACCACCCUGACCCCUUCAGCCAUCACCCCGCAGCGCCACUCCCAGCACAGCCUGCCCGACACCGGCUGGGUCUCCACACGCAAGCCCUCCACCGAGAGUGAAGUGUGAGGAGCCCUCUGUGCUUCAUCUCAACCUCCAUUACCUAACACACUCAUACACACACCUGUAUUUAUAGCUGGUACACAGAUAAAUAGGUACAAACACAGUAACAGUUGCAUACGUAGAGUUAAGGUACAAAUGAACUGGUUACAUACAACUAAGCUCCCGAAAAACAACAACUCCUGUCUCUGUAUCUGGGGCUCCGUCCUAUUUGUACUCUCUCACACACACACACACACACACACACACACACACACACACACAGUACCCUACCCUGAGUGCUACUGCCUUCAGGUGAAAUGAUAAACUAAUGAGCAUGCUGGAAAAAGCAACUGGGGAGGAAGUGAACAGAGAGACACAAGCGUAUUCUGGAGCCUUUUUUAAGGAUGCAGACUCUCAAUGCGACAAACGCUUCUCUGUGUACAACUUGUUAUUUUUGUGAACUUUUUAUUUUUCGGGAUAAAGCUAGAACAACAUACUCCCUGGACGACGUAACCGCGAUGCUCUCUCUAAUGCCACUCAUGUCUUUAUGAACUCUAUUUAUGAACGUUUUUGUACUUGUAGAGUUGGUUUGCUGACUUUCAGAAGAUGCCGAGAGUGUUUUUGUUAGAACCCGGGUAUUCAAGAGUUGUAUUUAUGUCAGUGCCAAAGGGUGGGGCUUCACAGAGUCUCCAUGCUUCUUUCAGCAUUUACACUUCAAUAGGAAUCUUAGUGACAGGAUAUUUCUCUCCUUUGACUUUACCGACUGGCCCUCAGUGUUGAUUCCUUAUUUUACAGCCUCCAACAGGUCGAGUAAGGAUGUUUUGUAGCUGGUUCUUUCAGCUGGCUGCAGAAGUCCAUUCAACAUUAGCUUAAUUAGCCUGAAAACAGCCUUUUAUUUCUUUCUUUUUAAUUGUAAUUCAAAUAUUGCUGAUCCUCGGGCAUAGCAGAGGAAGCCAAGAUGAAGUAACAGCCUAAGUGCCAAACAUUUCGUUCUUAUUCCCCUUUCAGCUGUAACAUAUUUUUUCUCACAGGUUUGUGGCAUACUUUUUUACUUCUUCGGUCCCAAUGACAAAAACCUUUCCUCACAACUAGUGUUAUUUAGCCAUGCAGAUAGUUGUGGUUUUAUUUACCCAGGUAUUGAUCUUUAGGAUUUAUUAUUCCCAAACCACUAGUUUUUUUUAACUACUUUCGCAAUCCUCAUUAGCUGUUAAUUUAAUUGGUCCUUUUAUAACAAUUUGGGACACGUUCCUGGUAAAAAAAUAUAUAUAAAGGAUUAUCUACAACAGCACUUACUCUUAGAAUUUGAAGCUCUUUAAUAACAACACAUUACUAUCGCUAAAUUGAAACAUAUCUCCCUUAAAUGUGUGUGUGUGUGUGUCAUCGUUAAUGUUCCCUUCUCAAUCCCAUAUUAUCAACAUAUGUCAUCUUACCAACCUAUUAAUUGUAAUAUAAUCUUCCUAAAUAAGAACGUAUGCGCCAUUCUGCACUCCUUGUCGAUUUUAAUACCUUCCUUUUUUACCUGAAAACGGCCUAGGGCUUGUAUGAAAUUUGGUUUAUUUUGAAAGUCUAUUACAAAACAUUACUUUAUAAUGUUUAAAUCACUUUAAAAUAAUGUAAAUAUAAACUGAACAUCAACUUCUCUGUCGAGAAAGAUGAUGUUGUAUGUUUAGAUGUUAAGAAAUGUGCAUCAGUACACAUAAAUGUAACUUUUUCAAAUUGAGUUUUCUUACUUCUGGAACAUAAUCACACACGUUCUAUUGGCUCUCUCUUUUUUUGGGGUAAGGGGAAAUUAAAGAUGUGGAAAUUAAAACAAAAUAAACCUGGCUCACACAACCAAAAGUAUCUGCAUGGCCAAAUGCUAGAAAACAUUUAUUGUUUUAAUAACUUCAGUUUUGCUUCAUCAACUCUAGAGCUGUAAUGCAGAGGUGUACUUGCAAUGUCUGCCACAGUACAGUAUAACACAUACAUGUAUGUAACUUAGGAACACUGUGCAUGUCUGACCCCAUCAGACAGUGAGGGUUAUAGUUUAGAAAUAUAUCACUGACAACUUACUGAAAAAUGAAUUUAAUACAAUAUAUUAUGCAUUGCUUUAACUUUAGAGUACCAUUCUGUCUGUUGUUGAGGUAUGGUACAAGGAAAUACUAUAUUGACAAAUAUAUCGGUUAGUUUAUAGAACCAUGUAUUUUGAAGUAUCUGCUACAAGCUCAGCAACCUGCUGAUUUGCUGCUAGACGAGCACUGAGGCCAAUGAGAGAGGGUCUUGGCAGCUACAUAACUACGAUCUCUGACGGUUGGUUGAAGCGAGGCCUACAGAGCAUCACAGCGACCCAGUAACCAAUCACCCGGCUCACAGUCCCUCCAACUCUGCUGCAGGAAUGCUAAAACUGUACAGAUGUUAUCAUGCGGAUAUAAGCAAACAUUUCUGUUGAAGAUAUUGUGUUGAUUAAGUUGUAUAGUCUUUUGUACAAAGGGAUUUCAUGAUUGUUUUUAGACUUGUAUUAAUUUUACUCACUGGAGAAGAACAUUUUGUUUUUGUUUUCGCUGGAUUAUUUUAACCACUGUGUUUCCAAGCCUUGUAAAUGAUAGGGAAGAUGCCAGUUAUUUAAUAGUGCUCUUUUAUCUUCUGAAAUACUGGUCGCGUAUAGCUGUUGUAAAGUUAACAAAAAGAGGUAUUUAUGAUUUCUGUUUGGUUGUCACUUGAUGUGUAAAUAUGAAAAGACUGUAUAUGUAUUUCCAUGGCAGUACUAACAAGCUGUGUUGUGUGAUAUAGUGAAUGGUCCCUUUGCUAUCUUUUAAUAUAAAAUUGCAUUUGCAUUUCAAUGAAA
Messenger RNA from Notothenia coriiceps (black rockcod), 4669 nucleotides. RefSeq names its product low-density lipoprotein receptor-related protein 4-like. The record is from RefSeq and is a predicted model, not a curated record. The coding region runs from base 1 to 1872 and encodes 623 amino acids. The transcript is spliced from 12 exons. Lineage: Eukaryota; Metazoa; Chordata; Actinopteri; Perciformes; Nototheniidae.